Cladophialophora carrionii CBS 160.54 is the source of this 1854-nucleotide messenger RNA. RefSeq lists its product as uncharacterized. Bases 1 to 1854 code for a protein of 617 amino acids. Gene Ontology annotation, molecular function: glucosylceramidase activity. Gene Ontology annotation, biological process: glucosylceramide catabolic process. The record is from RefSeq and is a predicted model, not a curated record. Lineage: Eukaryota; Fungi; Ascomycota; Eurotiomycetes; Chaetothyriales; Herpotrichiellaceae. The transcript is spliced from 2 exons.
AUGUCGACGCUUAUGCUCUCCAUCCUCCUGGCGACGCUUCGUCUCAACCUCGUCGUUGCACAGUCCAUCCGAAACCUCGGCGUCUCAUGCAUUGCCAGUGCUCAAGAAUGUGGCCCACGAGGUGGCAUCGGCGACGGCGCUCAUCCAGUCUUGAUUCCUCAGUCCUUUAUCACAGAUGCCCUGGUUCCCUUGGCACCAAACAGCACACGUCAACUGACACCUGGCCCUGCACCCGUUCGUCUCCUAGCAUCUCCAGUUGCCACGGCAUCGUGUCCACCACGCCGAAAUGUCGUCAUCGACACCGCCAAUGGCGCUCAGCAGGAGAUGGUCGGCUUUGGACAUGCAUGGACCGACAGUGCUACCUCCGUUUUCAGCACGCUUGACAAUGCCACCCUUGCUAGAGUUCUUGACGACCUCUUUGGUCAAAACGGCAACAACAUGGGCUUCAUGCGUCACACUAUCGGCUCUUCAGACCUGUCCGGUGAACAAUACACGUACAACGACAAUGGGCCCAGCUUCAACGAGGGUGAGCCCGAUCUCGACCUAUCCCACUUCAGUCUUGGCCCGUACGGCACGGCUCAAGCGGAGUUCAUUGGCAGAAUGGGCUCUAUCAAGGGUGACGUCUUCCUGUUUGGUUCACCAUGGUCGUAUCCUGGAUGGACGAAAUACAACGAUCUCUUUAUUGCUCCCAACCUCAAUGUCAACGGUGGAGGAAGCUAUAACAUUCUCAAUAACAGCUUCAAUCCAGCGUACAUCCCACAGAUGGUCGGGUACUUUUCCAAGUAUGUCGAUGCCUUUCGUGACUUGGGGGUCCAAGUGAAUGGCAUCACGCCGAUGAAUGAGCCAUUGAACUACCAGGGCGGGUAUCCGUGUAUGUUUCUUGAUCCAGUGGACGCAGCGAGCUUGAUCGCCCAGGGCCUGGGCCAGGCAAUGCACGAUCGGGGCGUUAUCAUCAUGGCAUAUGACCACAAUACCGAUCAGCCAGUAUAUCCCGCUCGGGUCAUUCAAGGAACUGGUGGUGAGGGUGGCCUAACAGACGCUGCGGCGUGGCACUGUUACGCUGGCCCGGUCGCAAAUUACAGUGUCAUGGACGACUUCCAUUAUGCUUUCCCAAACACCUUGCAGUUCAUGACGGAGUGUUCCAAUUACCUGCCUCAGUCAGGGAGCUGGAACUUCGAGGUGGCCUCGAAUUUCAUCCCGCCCGUGACACACGGUGCUUCGGCGGCUGCCAUGUGGGUCAUGGCGACGGAUGAGAACUAUGGACCACAUUCACCUUACGGCGGAUGUGCCGGUUGCUUGGGAAGUGUCGUUGUCAACUCAUCAAGUCAAUACACACUCACCAAUGACUAUUACAUGGUCGGGCAGUUCUCACGGUUUGUCCGCCGCGGCAGCGUGAAUUACCGCGUCCUGGGCAACGGGAACGAAGGCGAUGCUAGAGGGGACAACCAGUUCUACACCAUGGCUGUACGCAACCCGGACUCCAGCUGGGCGGUUAUCUUCAUGAACAAUAUCGGCAGUGAUCAGGAUAUUGUUGUCUCCUUCAGCGGCAGCGAGAAUGACGUUUGGCAAGGGACUGUACCCAAUGCCACGGUGGUCACAUGGUUGCUCCCUGCUCAAGGUGUUGGUACCCCUGCUGCGCCUUUCAGCAAUGGGACAAGUGGCACAACAGCAUUCGGCACUGGAGUUGGAGUGGUAUGUCCGACAAUAGCCAGCUCUUCAAUGUCUAGCGCCACCUCUUCCACGAGCACAAGCACUCUCCAGCCAGUUCCAGAUACGACACAUACCAUCCGCUCAUCUGAACCUACAGGCACUGGUGACACCACUGAGGGACGAAAGAUGCCUCGAGCCAAAUAA